AAGGACCAGUAUAUAAAUAUAUUUAUUUUACAAAUACAGAUCAGAGGUUUUACAUUGCCAUAGUAGUUUGUGAAAUGAUCUCUUAAACUGGUAGACUUGUUUCAAACGUCUUUUGUUUCCUUCUAAAAGCUAUGCACAAUAGUUUGCUGGAACUUUGUAGUAAGUGUUGGUUUUGCUUUGGUCAAGGCGGGAGGAGGGUGCUGGCACAGGGCCCCAUUCAUGCUACAACCGCCCCUGGCCUCCACACAGUAACAGCUGACUGAGAGGUCCGGCUGAGCACGCUCGUUACGUCAAGACGCAGCGCCGACAGAGGAUUUAAAGCAGCGAGUCUGUGCAGCUUCAGUUAGAAACUUUCCAACCCGAGACCAGCGUGUCAGCAUCCACACACCUUCCAGUCAUGUCCAGUGGAAACAACAACAACGCUGCGCGGAUUGACGCGGCCAGAAGAGUCGCGAUCUUCGGAGGGACGCAUGGGAACGAGAUGUCCGGCGUGACACUUGUAAAUCUUUGGAUGCAGAACAGCGCUGAGAUCCAGAGGAAGGAGGUGGACAUCGAACCCUUCAUCACGAACCCGAAGGCUGUGGAGAAGUGCGUUAGAUACGUAGACACGGACCUGAACCGAGCCUUCACUCAGGAGAACCUCAGUGUAACAGGAGGCGAUGAGCUGCCCUACGAGGUACUGAGGGCCCAGGAGAUCAACAGGAUGUUUGGACCCAAAGGAACCCCAGAAGCCUACGAUGUAAUCUUCGACCUCCACAACACCACGUCCAACAUGGGCUGCACUCUGAUCCUGGAAAGCUCCAAAGACGCCUUCAAUCUGCAGAUGAUGAAUUACAUAAAGAAAGCCUUCGCUCCUGCCAGCUGUCUGGUUCUGCUGAAUGAACACCCUCUGCUGAAAUACUCCACUUCUCGCUCCGUGGCCAAGCACCCUGUUGGUCUGGAAGUGGGUCCUCAGCCUCAAGGAGUUCUAAGAAGUAACAUCUUCGAAGCUAUGAGGGUCAUACUGAAACAUGCCCUGGACUUCAUCGAACUGUUUAACGAAGGAAUGGAGUUUCCUCCCUGUACGGUGGAAGUCUUCCGGGUCUUGGAAAGGAUGGACUACCCCCGAGAUGCCAAUGGGAAUAUCAUUGCCAUGGUCCACCCAAACCUGCAGGACUGUGACUGGGAGCCGCUGAACCCUGGUGACCCAAUGUUCCAAAUGUUCGACGGAAAGUCCAUCCACUACCAAGGGUCCACCACAGUCUAUCCCACUUUUAUUAAUGAGGCCGCCUACUAUGAGAAACAACAGGCGUUUGUGACCACCAGGCGAGAAACCUUGGUUGCAAAUGCUGUCAGGAAAGCAUGAAGUGUUCUGUGGAGAGGCAAUAAAAAAACUCCAGAAAUGUGUGUAGAUUUUGCACAGAUUGCAAAUGACCACUCAGUGCAAAAUAACAUUCUGAUUUUAGUUUUUUAUCUUUUUAAUAUGAUAAAAAACAAUUAACUAUGCAAAAAUUCACCUAUUAAGCUGAAUAUUUAUGAUACUGUUAUUUAAAGCCAUUUAUUUACAUUAAAUGAACUGAACUUUUAUUGUAGUUUUAAAGGCCAGGCCUACUUACUGUUGGCUUAUUAAACAUUCCAAACACACUCUUAAGUUUCCUACUGCUGCUCAGGAAGGCCAUGGAAGAUCAAAACCUUCAACCUCUAACCCAGAACUGUUGUCUUCUUGCUGGAAACGUGUUUGUAAGAUCUGUCAGGGUGUGUUGUGUGGCCUUUGAUUCUACCUACCUUUAACUCCAGUGGUUGCAUCUGUGGUGCUGUCCUAUUGUUGCCUUAUUCGGGGGGUUUCAGAGAAAUCUGCACAGCUAAUUUAAAGAAGACUUUCUGUAAAACGUGUCGAUCCACAAAAUGUUAUUUUGACGAGAGACUGUACAUGUUCUCUUCCCUCACACUCAAUUGAUAGUGUGAGACAUGUUUUGUAAUUACAAUAAUGUGUAUUUUUUGAUAUGUCUAUUUAUGUAUGGUUGAUUUUAAGUGUUGUAUGGAACUUGUUAAGUCAUGGUACUUGUCCGAUGUUUUUAAUGACUUGUGUCUCUGUGUAACAACGUUGUCUUACUGUAGGACAUUUUUCAAUCAACAGUAUUUCUAUGAGCACAGUUUAUAUUAAACAGUAAAAUACUGUGAAAAUUA
Molecule: messenger RNA, 2166 nt
Organism: Girardinichthys multiradiatus
Lineage: Eukaryota; Metazoa; Chordata; Actinopteri; Cyprinodontiformes; Goodeidae
Gene: aspa
Product: aspartoacylase
Exons: 6
Coding region: 398-1345 (315 amino acids)
Molecular function (GO): hydrolase activity, acting on carbon-nitrogen (but not peptide) bonds, in linear amides; hydrolase activity, acting on ester bonds
Source: RefSeq, a predicted model, not a curated record